This is a messenger RNA of Cyprinus carpio (common carp), 3853 nucleotides long. RefSeq names its product SUN domain-containing ossification factor. The record is from RefSeq and is a predicted model, not a curated record. Gene Ontology annotation, cellular component: cytoplasm; membrane. Lineage: Eukaryota; Metazoa; Chordata; Actinopteri; Cypriniformes; Cyprinidae. Gene Ontology annotation, biological process: protein folding in endoplasmic reticulum; regulation of bone remodeling.
CAGAAAAACAGGAAGAGCGGAAGCGCAUCUGAAAUGGGCGGGACAGUUGGUGUGAUAAGAUGAGUUUGAAAUAAUAUUUAUCCAGUUCUUUUAGGGUCUGAACUGUAUUUUCAAGUGUGUUAUUAUGAUUGUAGAUCAAGAAUAUUUUCCACACAGCGCUUUGACUUCGCGGUCACGUGAUGUGUGUUGUUUUUCUCAGCGCUGCUGAAGAUGAUUAAUCACGGCAUCGCUCUAAUCGUUUAAUAGAGACUCAGACGGAUCUUCGAUUGUAUUUCAGGCUCUAAAUGAUGAUGAUGUGUAGUUUACUGACGCCUCACAUUAGACGAACAGCGCGUGUGUGAAAGCAGCUGCGCGGUGGUGUAAAGUCCGUCCUGUCGCGGGCGAGGCGUCGUUUAUCGCGAGCGUUCAUCGCUUCUGGUAUCUCUGAGGAACAGACACGCGGAGGAAUGAUGCGUCUCUCGGCCGCUGGAGGAUGAAGAGCCCGCUGCUGCUGCUGUGUUCAGUGUCGGGACUCUGCUGCUGGUUUCCUGUUCAACAUGGCCAUUGUUCAGAGCAGACACACACACUGACCACACGAGCGGUCAGUCACCAGCCGGUGAUUGAUGGGAGCAAAGAGCAGAACAUCUUCAUCAGUGAUGUGGAGUCUUCCUCAGUUUCCUCGCGGAUCACAAACAUCACUCCAGUGUCUGCCGCUCCUCAUGUGUGCGGUUCGUCCGAGUGCGUCUCCUGCCGGGACUGCGCUGCUUCAGACUCCUGCUCUGCUGAAAGCGGCAUCACAGAUGCGUGUACAGCUGCAUGCGGCGCUGCAGAAGCCCUGCGCUAUGGCCCUCAGCUCAGCAGUUUUCCAGCGGUUCAGGAGAACGUCAGUGUCCGUGAGACGAGAAAACCCACUAAAGACCAAACUGGGAACAGGACCAGCGCUUCCCACAUCCUGAAAGAUCAGGACUCCAGUGACCCGUCCGUGCCCUGCAGAGAGCAGGAGAUCCCCACCUUCGACGAGUGGACCAAGAUCAUGCUGGAGGUGGAGAACGAGAAGAGUCAGGUCACACACCUCUCUAACGGCCUUCCUGCUGCCGGGAAGAAGCUUCCGCAGACGUUCACCAACUACGCCUCCGUGGAGUGUGGAGCCAAGAUCCUGUCCUCCAACCCCGAGGCCAAGAGCACUUCAGCUAUUCUGAUGGAGAACAUGGACAUGUACAUGCUGAACCCCUGCAAUAACAAGAUCUGGUUCACCGUGGAGCUCUGUGAGCCCAUUCAGGUCAAGCAGCUGGACAUCGCCAACUUUGAGAUCUUCUCCUCAAACCCCAGAGACUUCCUGGUCUCCAUCAGUGACAGGUAUCCAAACAAAAAGUGGGUGAAGCUCGGGACGUUUCAUGCGCGAGAUGAGCGGAUGGUGCAGAGUUUUCCUCUGGAUGAGCAUCUGUUUGCCAAAUACAUCAAGAUAUUCACCAAAUACAUUAAGGUGGAGCUGCUGUCACAUUUCGGCUCGGAGCACUUCUGUCCUCUCAGUCUGAUCAGGGUUUUUGGCACUAGUAUGAUGGAGGAGUAUGAGAUGAACUCCGAGCCUUCAGACAGACAGACGCACGUUCAGGAUGAGCAUGAUUACGAUCAGCCUCCUGAUUUUGUGCCGGUCGAUGAGAAAUCCUCCAAAAACCUGAUUGGAUCUGCCAAAGAUGCUCUUCUCACUAUGGUCAACAACAUUGCUGCCAGUGUGCUGGGUGCGCCUCCAGAGAGCACCGCAGGAGCAGGAAGCUCCUCUACUGAAGGGUUAAACACGACAGAAGAGGUUUUCCCUGCUGGAUCGAUCCACACCGCUGCAUCCACCGGCUUCAGGAAGGACCUGCCGGUGACUGUGGCGGCGGAUCCGCUUGAUGUCGUCAGGGUCACAGAAACCGCCAGCAUUACUCAAGAGACGGCAGCGGUACACACCCCGACGCUCACUGACGCUGCUGGAGACGCUCCGGCACAAACUGCGCCUGACGUAGAGCAGAUAGUCACUCUGCUGCCCGACGCGGAGGACGAACCGGACCGGUCCUCUGGGAGAACUGAAACAGAUCAGCAGAAUGAAAACACUGCCUGCUCCCGUUCACACAGACUCUGUCUUCAGGAGCACCUUCUGCAGCGCUGCUCCUCUCCAGACUUCAUUCAGAAGAGCAAGCCGAACUCACGGUCUCACGCUGCUCCAGCCGUCAUGACCCCAUCUAUACCCAAAGGCACAGAGGAGCCGGACAGUCCAGUCAUUCACGCCCGAGUCCUGCCCGACCCAGAAGAUCUUGCACCCAGUCUGACUUCAGGUCUGCUCAGGCUUGUUUCUGCUGACUCUCCGUCCUCCAGAGUGACGCAGCCCAUUGAGCUGAUGUGUCCGUCUGCCUCCGAGUGCCUUACAGCCACAGCUCCUCAGCAGAGCAUUGAUGGUGUGCGUGAGUCCAGCGAGAAGCCUGUUCCUGAGACGCUCUCGGACGUCAUCACCACAUCUGCUGCACAGAGGAGAGAUCAGGUGUUGGUCUCAUCAGAGCAAGCCAGCCUUGAAAAUUGCAUUUCAACUCCUACUGUUUCCAUCAAUACAGCAGAUGGGUCUCCGCUUUCUUCCGUAUCCGCUCUUGUGGAUGAACCAGCGGUCACUGGUGCAGCCCUGACGCCGGAUUCAGACGGGUUCGCAGGGUCAGCAGAGUCCAAAAGCAAGGAACUGUUCGAUGAUGAAAGCAGCGCUCAUAUUGAGCAGAUCUACACGGAAACGCAGACCUCCAGCGACGCGCCUGCACACGGCUCCAAUCAGAAAGAGUCUGUGUUCAUGAGGCUCAACAAUCGCAUCAAAGUGCUGGAGAUGAACAUGUCCCUCAGCGGACGCUACCUGGAGCAGCUGAGCCAGAGAUACAGAAAGCAGAUGGAGGAGAUGCAGAAAGCCUUUAACAAAACCAUCAUCAAGCUUCAGAACACAUCCAGAAUGGCAGAGGAGCAGGAUCAGAGACAGACGGACUCCAUCCAGGCUCUGCAGGCUCAGCUGGAGAACAUGACGCAGCUCGUCCUCGGUCUGUCUGUCAGCGUGAGCCGACUGCAGCGAGAGGUGUCUGACAGACAGAGCUACAGCCUGCUGUGUCUGCUUCUCUGUGUUCUUCUGGGGCUGCUGAUCUGUGUGAACUACCGUCAGAUAUCAGAGAGUCCUGCCAUCGAUUCACAGAGAUCCUGCGGACUGGACAGAGAGCCGUCAGAUGAUGAACGCGUGCUGCUGAGACGCAGAGCCUCUGAUCCGCCGUCACUCUCGUCCCUCCAGACGCCUGACGGCGGUUCAGGAGAAACCUACAGCCUUAAGCAUUUGGAAGAUUGUCAAGUUAGUAGAAAAAAGAAACACAAAAUGAAGCUCAGCAAAGCUCCAGAGAUGCCGGCUGCUCCAUCGCUCGCUGACGGGAUUCCCCAGACCACCAUCGGUCCUCUGGGAUUGGAGACGGGCCCUCAUCCGGACGGCAGAGACGUGAUGUCCGACGGCAGCUCUGAGGGCUCCUCGCAGGCUGAUGAGACUCUGUUCUGUGGAAUCGCCACGUGUGCUCGUCUGUGUGAGGCGUUACCUGCUCCGAAACGCUGGACUCAGAGCAGAUCCCAGCAUCACCAGCAGCUCCCACAGUGCAGCGGCCCGCCGCCGGGGCUCGGACCCGCACACAACCGCCUCUGAGACGCUGAGAACUGAACUGAACCGAAACGACUGUGAGACGCUGUGAGAAGUGAACCGAAGUGACUCUGAGUUACACUGGAGAUGCUACACUGGGCGCUAAACCUGCACAGUUGGGAUUGUUUUUUCUUAAUUAUGUGCUACAAACCUUCAGACAAUCAUAAAUAAAACAUAAAUUAUCAAAGUGUU